AUGAAUGUCUCAAUGGAUCAGUUGAAUGCGCUUUUGCGCCAUUCAUUGCACAAUCAAGAUACCGCUGCAAACCUUUCAGAACCGAUUACCUCUUGGGUUAUAAAUAAGGAUAACAUGUCAGCCAACGGAUCCGUUGCCGUCAAAAGAGAUGAGAAAUUAGUGAUUCUUGAGAUAACAAUCUUAUCCGUAAUAUUUAUUCUCAUAGUAUUUGGCAAUUGUUGUGUUUUAGUUGCCAUUCAAUUGCAUAAAUCCAAAGCCAAUCGUAUGUAUUAUUUUCUACAACACCUGAGCAUAAGUGAUACGAUCACAGCUCUGUUCAAUGUAUUGCCACAACUUAUAUGGGAAAUAACGUAUAGAUUUAACGGCGGGAAUGUGUUGUGCAAAGUAAUCAAAUAUUUGCAAAUUUUUGGCCCAUACCUGUCCUCAUAUGUGUUGGUGAUGACAGCCAUCGACAGGUAUCAGGUUAUAUGCAACCCAUUGUCCAACUGUGGAUGGACUCCAAGCAGAUCCAAACUGAUGAUUAAAAUAGCGUGGAUUGUGUCACUUAUGUGUUGUUCGCCUCAACUCUACAUCUUCUCCUAUCAAGAGAUACCGGGAAAUCCAGGCGUUUAUGAUUGUUGGGUUAAUAAAUAUCCAAAAGUGAAGAUCAGUACAUUUCCAAAGCCAUGGGGCGAACGGAUAUACGUGACCUGGUAUGCCAUCAGUGUCUUCAUUAUACCAUUCAUGAUCUUAACGGUCACUCAUUAUCACAUUUGUCGCGAAAUUUGGCUUAAUUUACACAAAAAGCGCAAAAGUUUUCGAUUAAACAAAAACAGAGAUAACGUGUCGAUGAAAGCGAUGAAACAAAACGAGUUGGACUCGGAUUCAGUGAAUUCAUCGCAAACUAAUAGUGCAAACGUUUUAGUGUCUGUCGGAAAGUCCUUUCGAUUCAAAGGCAGAGGAAAACUGGAGGUGAGUCUGGAUAAGGAUUUUGGCGAUGAUUUCAGUCCACGAACGCAUUCAAUACACGGCUUAAGUCGGGCUAAAAUCAAAACGGUCAAAAUCACAGUCGUUGUCAUACUAUGUUAUAUCAUGUGCUCAACGCCUUUCAUUUGCGUCCAAUUAUGGGCCUAUUGGGUGCCGACUGCACAACAAUCGCACAUUUGGAAUGAUUAUAGAGAACUAAAUCGCAAGAGUACUACAAUUAUAUAA
This is a messenger RNA of Medioppia subpectinata, 1191 nucleotides long. Lineage: Eukaryota; Metazoa; Arthropoda; Arachnida; Sarcoptiformes; Oppiidae. The record is from the annotation of a GenBank genome assembly.